Messenger RNA from Osmia bicornis bicornis, 762 nucleotides. Its product is annotated as chymotrypsin-2-like. Bases 1 to 762 code for a protein of 253 amino acids. Gene Ontology annotation, biological process: proteolysis. Lineage: Eukaryota; Metazoa; Arthropoda; Insecta; Hymenoptera; Megachilidae. The transcript is spliced from 7 exons. Gene Ontology annotation, molecular function: serine-type endopeptidase activity. The record is from RefSeq and is a predicted model, not a curated record.
AUGCUACUAACAACUUUGUCUCUUUUCACACUCUUAUCCCUCUCCAACGCUGGGUUGCUGAGAUUUGAUCCUAGGAUCGUGAACGGAGAGAAUGCUAAAGUAGGAGAAAUCCCCUACCAGGUGUCCCUUCAAGGUAAGGACAGUUCGUUCCAUUUCUGUGGUGGAUCCAUUCUUAAUGAAAACUAUAUUAUCACCGCCGCUCAUUGUGUCUUGCACACAACAGCGGCAAAUAUCAAGGUAAUUGCUGGUACGAUAAAUUUGACUGUUCCAAAGUCUGAACACUAUGUUAAGGAAAUCAUCAUUAACGAAAAGUAUAACAAAACUGAUUCAUGGAAGAACGACAUUGCUCUGCUCAAGGUCGAGAAACCAUUUGUAAAGUCCGAACAAAUUGCUUUUGUCCCACUUCCAUCAAAGAACCAAGUUGUUAAAGCCAAUGAUACUGCAGUAGUCUCUGGAUGGGGCAGACGGAAAGGUGGUCCCGCACCCGUUCACCUACAACGUGUCAACAUCUUGAUUGCUGAUCAAGAGUACUGCAAAUACAGUUACAAAGACAUCCGAAAAGUUUAUGAUUCGCAAGUUUGUGCUUACUACCCAAGCGUAGAGAAGGGAGUAUGCGACGGCGACUCUGGUGGUCCAUUGACUGUCAAUGGAGAACUCACAGGUAUCGUAUCUUGGUCGAGGGGUUGUGCCCUUACUGAAUAUCCCAGUGUCUAUACACGUGUGUCAGCUCAAAUUGACUGGAUAAAAUCGCAUGCCGUUUAA